Ostrinia furnacalis (Asian corn borer) is the source of this 1774-nucleotide messenger RNA. RefSeq names its product estrogen-related receptor (gene ERR). The record is from RefSeq and is a predicted model, not a curated record. Gene Ontology annotation, molecular function: steroid binding; sequence-specific DNA binding; nuclear steroid receptor activity. The coding region runs from base 427 to 1707 and encodes 426 amino acids. NCBI's taxonomy places the organism in Eukaryota, Metazoa, Arthropoda, Insecta, Lepidoptera, Crambidae. Gene Ontology annotation, cellular component: nucleus. Gene Ontology annotation, biological process: regulation of DNA-templated transcription. The transcript is spliced from 10 exons.
AUAACAAUUUUAUAACCUAAAAAUCAGGAUCCAGCUAAUCAGGAACUUGAAAUUUUAUAAAUAUAAACAGUAACUUAGUUUUACAAGUUUAUAUUAAUUAAAUUUAACUUAUCAAGUCUGUCAUAUUAUACUCUACCUGUAACAGCAUCAGAUAAUUAACUAGUGGUCAUUUUAUGAGUUUGACAUUUGGCCUGGUUUUGUAAUUCCAGAAAUAAUUGUUUCCACUGAAUUAUUUGUGGUUAAAUCGCUGAAACCCAUGACUAUUCGGCUGAAAUAAUUCUACAAAUGUUGCUUGGUUAACUGUCGUGCCUAUUUCAGCUAUGUGCAGCACCAGUAACCCUGACAAUCCGAACCAGUCUGCAGUGAUAUGUGAAGGGCAGCCAAUAUCAUCCGGGGCCACGAUUUGAUCUGAUAACUGAGGUGCAGAUGAUGUCCGCUGUCAGCGGGGAGCCCAUGCUGCGCCGAGUGAAGCAAGAAGCGGAGCCGCCACCACAGUACUCGUCGCCGGAGCCGCAGCCGCCGCAGCCGCUGCAUCAGCGGCCGAUACCGAUGAUGCAGCCGUCAGAGCUGGAACUCGAACCCAAAGAAGAAGUGAAGUUCUGCGUGUCCCCCGGCGAGUCAUCGGUCGUCGGUAACACAAGCCCAGAACAGCAGCACUGUUCGUCGACCACAGUGGCAGCGGCCAGCGGCGCGCGCGAUGACGAUGCGCCGAGACGGCUAUGCCUUGUGUGCGGAGAUGUGGCUUCGGGGUUCCACUAUGGUGUGGCCAGCUGCGAGGCGUGUAAGGCGUUCUUCAAGAGAACUAUUCAGCAGGGCAACAUCGAAUACACGUGCCCGGCGGCCAACGAGUGCGAGAUCAACAAGCGGCGGCGGAAGGCCUGCCAGGCCUGCCGCUUCCGCAAGUGUCUGCGAACGGGCAUGCUGCGUGAAGGAGUGCGUUUGGACCGCGUGCGCGGAGGCCGACAGAAGUAUAGGCGAGCGCCCGAUGCGCCCGCGCCGCCGCGACCACACCUCGACGACAUCAAGGUGCUAGAAGCCCUCACAUCAUACGAGCCGGAGUUAUUAACCUGCGCGGCGCCGCCGGCCGGCGUCAGCGACCCUACGGCGCGUACUCUGGCUUUAUUGGCUGACUUAUACGACCGCGAGCUGGUCGGCGUCAUCGGCUGGGCCAAGCAGAUACCAGGGUUCACUGACCUGCAGUUAAACGAUCAGAUGCGGCUACUUCAAAGCACGUGGGCAGAGAUGUUAAGCCUGAUGCUAGCUUACCGCUCCAUGGCGGGCUCGGGCGCGCUGCGCCUGCGCUACGCCACCGACCUGGCUCUCGACGAGAAGCGCGCCACAGAACUCGGCGCGCACGACAUUUACACACAGGUGGCAGGCGUGGCCAAGCGCCUCGAGAGCGCGGCAGCCAUGCGUGAGGAGUGCUACCUGCUCAAAGCUCUGGUGCUGGCCAACUCGGAGGCGCGCAUCGACGAGCACGCGGCGCUGCGCCGCUUCCGCGACUCCAUCCUGGCCGCGCUCAACGACGCCGUCGCCGUGCUCAGGCCGUACAACGCAAACGCAGCGCUGCAGCAGUUGCUCCUAGUGCUGCCAGCGCUGCGGCACGCCGACGUGGCCGUGCGGCGCUUCUGGGCCGGCCUGCACCGCGAGCGCCGCGUGCCCAUGAACAAACUCUUCGUCGAGAUGCUCGAGGCCUGUCUGCGGUAGGCUGCACGAGACACGCUGGCGGAGCUAGUCCAUACUCUAGGUCGUCGCUGGUUUGACCAGAAACACC